AUGAUUUGUGUAGAGAAGAGUGAGGAUGAGCACAUCCAGAUGGAGGCAGAGGAGGAGAGGGAGCUUCAAGGAGUUGAUGUCAGGAAGCUGGAGGCUGGUAGAAGAAGGAGAGGUGCCUGGGGGAGGAAACACGCUGCCACAGUGGAGGCUAAUGCAUAUAGAAUAGCAGGGUUAGGGCGACCCCUGAUGGGCUGGAGGAAGCGAGGGAGAGGAGAGUUGAACAGCAGUCUGAUGGCUAUACUUAAGGAGCUUCAUGCUCAAAAGCGGCGGCUGAUGGAUAGAAGGAAAGCACAAGAUGAUGAUGACGAUGAUGACGACGAUGAUGAUGACACUGAUGAUGAAGAAGAGGAGGAGGAGGAAGAGGAAGAGGAAGAAGAGGAGGAGGAAGAGGAAGAAGAGGAAGAAGAAGAAGAAGAAGAAGAAGAAGAAGAAGAAGAAGAAGAGGCAACUGAGGCUCCCAGCAAUCAAACAGAAACCCUCUCCAGCUCUACAGAGUCUCCUCUCAGCGAGUGUCAGACUGCUGACAGAGAGAUCAGCUGCAGGGGCCUCGGCAUGACUCGCCUGCCGAUCAUCCACAACCUGCUGGCCACAAAUCUGGACAUGGCAGAAAACAACAUCAGAGUCAUCACCCCACAAGAUUUCUCUGGUGUGCCGAACCUGGACACGCUGGACCUGAGCAAAAACCAACUGGAUGAUGAGUCGUUCAGCCAAAACCCCCUGUCUAACUUGACCUCUCUGAAGAAGCUGAACCUAGAUGGCAACAUGCUCACCAGGAUCCCGGCCCUGCCGCCAUCUUUGGAGGAGCUCAAAAUGAACAACAACAAGCUCAGUGCACUUACCCCUAGCUGUUUCAAUGGUUUGAGUAACCUGUUGAAGCUGGAGCUGGAGGAGAAUAUCCUCCAUGAGGGCAGUGUGUCACCGAAAGCUUUCAAGCCACUAGAGAGACUAGUGGACCUCCAGCUGAACAACAACCGAUUCCGCUUCCUCCCUCUGGGCCUUCCUUCAUCGCUUCAGGAGCUGGAGAUGAGUAAAAAUCUUCUUGAGGAGGUGACAGAGGAGGCACUAAGGGGCUGCAUCCAUUUGAGAGUGCUGGACCUGAGUCACAACCUAUUGCACGAGCAAAGCAUCGCUACCAACACCUGGAACCAUCUCAAAACCCUGGAGGCACUGGACCUGUCCCACAACAGGUUCACCUCUGUCCCAAUGAACCUGCCUCGCCAUCUCCACAAACUGAGCCUCCAACACAACAACAUCGGUCGCAUCGCCACCUUCACGUUCCGUCACAUGCGGUCCAGCCUGCAGUCCCUCCGUCUGUCCCACAAUGCCUUGAGCAAUGAGGGUAUAGAACGAGUCUCUUUUGUCGGAUUGUACCGCUCGCUGACAGAGCUCCUAUUAGACAACAAUCGUCUGGAGGAGGUCCCUCGCUGCGUUCGACAGUUUAAGAAUCUGCAGGUGCUGAGACUGGACAACAACUGGAUCAGGCUGGUGAGAGAGUGGGGAGUGUGCCACCCUCGUAACUCUGGCUCCACCUUGGCUUCGAUCCACUUGGAAAAUAAUCUGCUGGAGGUGGAGAGGAUUCCCCCUAACGCCUUCUCCUGUCUCACUGAUGCUCAGGGACUGGUCCUCUAUCCACAACAGGGGCAUUCAUAAGACCAAUAGACCACACUGUGGGACGGACAUACAUGGAAACAUACAUCAACCAGAUCUAACUCUCAACUCA
This is a messenger RNA of Epinephelus fuscoguttatus (brown-marbled grouper), 1720 nucleotides long. RefSeq names its product extracellular matrix protein 2. Gene Ontology annotation, cellular component: extracellular matrix. Gene Ontology annotation, biological process: positive regulation of cell-substrate adhesion; extracellular matrix organization. Bases 1 to 1650 code for a protein of 549 amino acids. Lineage: Eukaryota; Metazoa; Chordata; Actinopteri; Perciformes; Serranidae. The record is from RefSeq and is a predicted model, not a curated record. Gene Ontology annotation, molecular function: protein binding; collagen V binding; heparin binding. The transcript is spliced from 9 exons.